This is a messenger RNA of Microthlaspi erraticum, 1611 nucleotides long. NCBI's taxonomy places the organism in Eukaryota, Viridiplantae, Streptophyta, Magnoliopsida, Brassicales, Brassicaceae. The record is from the annotation of a GenBank genome assembly.
AUGGAGUUCGACGAAUACGAAUACCUGGAGAAGACGGUGGAGGAAGGAGAUGGAUCGAAUAGGAAGAAGGAAGAUAGCAGGAAGAGAGAAGGAGAGAGGCAUGAGGAAGUAGACGGAGACGAUGAGCGAGGGAGCAGUCGGAGUAAGAAGUCUCGGGGAGACGGCGAAGAGAACGGUGCAGGUAGAAGGGAUCGGGAGAAAGAGAGGCACAGGAGCAGCCGUGAAAGUAACAGAGACCGUGAGAAAGACAAGGAGAGAGAGAGGGAUAAGGUUAGAGAAGGAUCGAGAGAUAAAGGGAGCCCUCGGGAGAGGAGUAGCAAGGAGAGAGACAGGAGCGACAGGGACAAAACCCGAGACAGAGAGAGAAGGGAGAGGGAGAAGGAGAGAGAGAGGAGAGAUAGGGAGAGGAGAAGCAGCAGUAGAUCUCGGAGGGAGGAGAGGGAACGCGAAGUAGUGGAAAGAGGAAGCAGGAGACUCAGGGACAAGAAAGAGGAGCCUGAAGCAGAUCCAGAGAGAGACCAAAGAACGGUUUUUGCAUACCAGAUGCCUCUGAAAGCUGGCGAGAGAGAUGUUUAUGAUUUCUUCUCCAAAGCCGGCAAGGUUAGGGACGUGCGAUUGAUCAUGGACAGAAAUUCAAGACGAUCAAAAGGAGUCGGGUAUAUUGAGUUUUAUGAUGUGAUGUCAGUUCCGAUGGCCAUUGCUCUGUCUGGACAGAUGUUUCUUGGUCAACCUGUGAUGGUCAAGCCCUCUGAAGCGGAAAAGAAUUUGGCUCAGUCUACUACCACUACGGGUGGUGUAGGUGGUAAUGGCCCUGUAGAUAGGAAACUGUAUGUGGGGAACCUGCAUUUCAACAUGACAGACGUGCAGCUUAGACAGCUUUUUGAGCCGUUUGGUCCCAUUGAGCUUGUUCAGCUUCCACAAGACCUUGAAACUGGGCAGUGCAAAGGAUAUGGGUUCAUCCAGUUUGCCCAACUUGAACACUCGAAGGCUGCACUCUCCUUAAAUGGAACAGUGGAGAUUGCUGGUAGGAUACUCAAGGUUUCCUCUGUCUCGGAUCAUGUUGCUUCACAAGACUCUAAUCCAAAAUCCGCUGAUUUUGAUGAUGAUGAUGAUGGAGGUGGACUGGCUUUAAAUGCACAGUCGAGGGCAAUGCUUAUGCAGAAACUGGAUCGUACCGGUAUGGUAACAAGCAACAUGGGUCUUCUUGGAGUACCAGCGCUAAAUGGAACAGCUCUUCAUCAAGCAGGCAUGAAUCCUGGUUUCCGCACAUCAGUGCUUCCGACAACAGCAAUCCCUUCUUUUGUCGCUGAGCCUGUUGGUCAGCCAAGUGAGUGUCUUCUACUGAAGAACAUGUUCGAUCCUGCAACCGAGGAGGAACCGGAUUUUGAUGUUGAAAUUGAAGAAGAUGUUAAGGAAGAAUGCUCAAAGUAUGGCAGGGUCAACCAUAUUUAUGUAGACAAGAACAGCGCUGGUCAUGUUUAUCUUCGGUUUGAAUCGGUGCAGGCAGCUGCUUUAGCUCAAAAAGCAAUGCAUAUGAGAUGGUUUGCACAAAAGAUGAUAUCUGCAACUUUCAUGACUCCACAUGAAUAUGAAGCCAAAGCCAAGGCCUGA